AUGUUUCGUUCGUUCGCUAUCCUCCUCAUAGCCCUCGCAGCUAUCGUAGUGGCCUCACCUACACCAGAGAAGCGGCAGUCUAUCACUAUCCUUUCAAGCUCCCAAGUUGCCAGCUUCAAACCUUACUCGUUUUACGCGUCCGCAGCUUACUGUCAACCGGCGAACACAUUGGCUUGGAACUGCGGAGCAAAUUGCCAGGCUAAUCCUACAUUCAAGCCUGUUGCAUCCGGAGGAGAUGGCAACUCUGUCCAGUUUUGGUACGUCGGGUACGACCCGACACUCAAGACUGUCAUUGUGGGCCACCAGGGGACUGACUUCUCUCAGAUUGAUGCGGUAUUAACCGAUGCCAGUUUCGUCCUUAGCAAUCUCGAUUCCACUCUCUUCCCUGGCGUACCAUCCGCAGUCAAAGUUCACAACGGAUUCCGAGACGAACAGGCAAAGACCGCAACUCAAGUUCUUGCAGCCGUUCAGAAGGCUUUGUCUGCAAACUCGGCUAGUCAAGUAACGGUCGUAGGGCACUCGCUCGGUGCUGCACUAGCUCUUCUGGAUGCCGUAUACCUACGGCUUCAUCUUCCGACCACCACUGGCGUUAAGAUGAUCAAUUACGCUUCACCUCGGGUCGGAAACCCAGACUUUGCGAACUAUGUCGAUUCUCAUGUGCCAAUCACUCAUAUCACCAACAAAAAGGAUAUCGUACCAAUUCUCCCAGGUCGAUUCUUAGGCUACGCUCACCCUAACGGAGAGUUACACAUCAAGGAAGACAAUACCUGGGCUUCGUGCCCCGGACAUGACAAUACCGACACACAAUGCAUCGUAGGAGACGUCCCGAAUGUACUCGAAGGUACCCCUAGUGAUCACUCCGGCCCGUACGGUGGUGUUCAAAUGGGUUGCUAA
Marasmius oreades (fairy-ring Marasmius) is the source of this 894-nucleotide messenger RNA. RefSeq lists its product as uncharacterized. The coding region runs from base 1 to 894 and encodes 297 amino acids. Gene Ontology annotation, biological process: lipid metabolic process. The record is from RefSeq and is a predicted model, not a curated record. The transcript is spliced from 6 exons. NCBI's taxonomy places the organism in Eukaryota, Fungi, Basidiomycota, Agaricomycetes, Agaricales, Marasmiaceae.